Melanotaenia boesemani (Boeseman's rainbowfish) is the source of this 2697-nucleotide messenger RNA. RefSeq names its product phospholipase D family, member 3 (gene pld3). NCBI's taxonomy places the organism in Eukaryota, Metazoa, Chordata, Actinopteri, Atheriniformes, Melanotaeniidae. The coding region runs from base 307 to 1851 and encodes 514 amino acids. The record is from RefSeq and is a predicted model, not a curated record. The transcript is spliced from 12 exons. Gene Ontology annotation, molecular function: catalytic activity.
AGGUGUUGCAGCUUUAGGCCACAAGUCCCGGUGUCAGCAUUCAGGCCUCCAUACUUCCUCUCCAUAACUUCUCAAACUCACUUAUUUUAAGGAAAGAAAUCCAACAACAUGCAACCAGAAGUCCUGUGAUCUGAUUGGUUUUUAGGUGUGGGGUUGUUGUGGUGGUUGUCAGUUCCUGUCCUGCAUGCAGCUCACCAGCAGCUGCAUGUCUUUGUGCUGGAGACGUGUUGUGCAUCUCUUUGUCUUUAUAUUAUAUGAAAACACCUGGAAGCUUCUCUUUGUCAUGUCUAUAAAGGUUAAGCAGGGAUGUGUGUGCAGAGAGACGGUUGUGAUUCAGAUGAGUGUUGUUUCAAAGAGAAACAUCCGACAGGACGGAGGUCAUUAAAUGAGAUGAAAAUGAAAACAGAUGUCACUUAUAACCAGCUGGUGGAUGUGGAGUGGAGGAGGCAAGAAUCCAGCAAGAAAGCACAAGUGUACGCCAGGUGUUUGAUCGUUCUGGCCUCCAUGGCCUGCAUGCUCAUGGCUGCCAUGGCCCUCUACAGCCUCCUGACCCCGGUGGCCUCCCCGUCUGGUCCUGCUCCGAUCAUCUGCCGCCUUGAGGAGAAGGCCAGGUCCUGCUCAGACCCCUGCAAGAUCGUGUUGGUGGAGAGCAUCCCUGAAGGGCUGGAGUUUAACUCCAGCUCUGUUAACCCCUCCAUCUUCCAGGCGUGGAUCAAUCUGAUGGAAGAGGCGCGCAGCAGCGUCGACAUUGCCUCCUUCUACUGGACGCUCACUAACAAUGACACCAAGACUCAUGAGCCAACGGCGUAUCAGGGUGAGGCCGUUCUGACGAGGCUGGCUGAGCUCUCAGGGAAGUUACAUGUUCGUAUUGCAGUGAACACACCACAGCAGCGUCAACCACAAGACGACCUCCGACUGCUCAACGACUCAGGAGCCGAUAUCAGGACGGUUAACAUGAGAGCUCUCACAUCGGGCGUCCUUCACACCAAGUUCUGGGUUGUAGAUAAGAAGCACCUUUAUAUCGGGAGCGCCAACAUGGACUGGAGGUCCCUCACACAGGUGAAGGAGCUGGGCGCGGUGGUCUACAACUGCAGCUGUUUGGCUGCAGACCUCGGUAAGAUCUUUGAAGCAUAUUGGUUCCUGGGGGAGAGUCAAUCGAUCCCGUCACCAUGGCCGUCCAGCUUCUCCACUCUGUACAACAAGGACACGCCCCUGCAGCUGCCACUCAACGGCACACCGUCCAGGGUCUAUCUGUCGAGCUCCCCUCCAUCCUUCUGUGCAGCUGGCAGAACUCCAGACCUUCAGUCCGUCCUCAGCGUGAUGGAAGACGCCCAGAGCUUCAUCUACAUCGCUGUCAUGAACUACCUGCCAACCAUGGAGUUUUCACAUCCUAAAAGGUACUGGGCCGACAUCGACACCCAGCUGAGACGAGCGGCGUACGAGAAGCGGGUCAAAGUGCGGCUGUUGAUCAGCUGCUGGGCCAGCACUCAGCCAGUCAUGUUCCCGUUCCUGAAGUCUCUGGCAUCGGUUCACGAUCCCAAGAGCAAACUGGACAUCCAGGUGAGGUUGUUUGUGGUGCCUGCCAACCCCAGACAGAAAGAGAUUCCCUUUGCAAGAGUUAACCACAACAAGUACAUGGUGACGGAUAAGGUUGCAUACAUAGGUACAUCGAACUGGUCAGGGGACUACUUUGUGAGCACAGCUGGCUCAGCGCUGGUCGUCAACCAGACGGCGUCUGAGUCCCCGGAGCCAAGCGUCCAAUCGCAGCUGAAGGCCGUCUUUGAGCGGGACUGGGAGUCAGAAUACAGCACUCCUCUCACACCGGGUUCAGACCACAAAGACCUCUGUUAGCUCGCAUAUCAGUGCUGGAUUUGCACAUGUUGCACAUGUUAGCUGAGACAGCUGCUCACACAGGGGAUAUGGAAACUCCAGAUUUAAAAAAAAAAAAAAAAGGCGACGUCUCAGCUAAGUAGAAUCCUGUUUGCCAAGUAUCAGUCUGCUUUCCUGCUCACCUCCUUCAUCAGAGAAUAAAGUGCUGCCAGCCCCUUUCGGACAGACCUCAGAGGAUGGUCCGGCGGUACGAUGCUCUGAUGGAUUGUCAUAUGAGAACAAAACUAAAGUUAGCAGUCGGGAUGUGCAGCAACAUCCUGUCAGCGCUGAUGAAUCAGCACGUCACAGACGUGUAUGUUUAACCUUGAAUUGAUUUCAUUGUGUGGUUUCUGUCACAUACUGCCAGUGACUGAAGUUGCUGCUCCAGCCCUGCAGUAGGGUCGGUACAGGCUGUAGUAGCUGGUUCCCAUACUCACUCAUCACAUCUUCAGCCUCAAAGGGAGAUUGUUUUUAUCCCCGUUCAUCUCAGGGACAAAGUUUUGACUCUUUUCAUUCUUCAAGUUUGCUAAAAUUUGACAUACUUGAUGCUCAGACCGUGCUUGUAUUUCUGGACUGUUUUCUAAUAAAUUCAUGUAGUCUGUAGGGCAAACAGUGUAUUCAAAGUUUGCAGGCACUAAGUAAUCAUUAACUAUUAUUCCACUGUGUGGAAGUGAUUUAAGAUGCAAAUACAGUUGUCAUGGCGACUGCCCAGAGAAGCCAGACUAGCAGCAGCAUGCUUCUAAAACUGCUUUGCAGCAGUUGUGCACAUCUUCCUCCUCUCAUGGAAAAUGGAAAUGUCAUGUUUAAUAAAAAGGGUUUUGAAUCAAA